AUGUCUAUGGUUUAUUUGGCCAGCGGCGAUAGCAAUGCGAAUAUUGAAUAUCAAACGAUCUCCUCGACGGCCACACAACAGUUGACUCAGGAGCAAUCGGAGCGUUUGCACGAUCGCAUCACCAAAGCGCAGCUGCAGAAGCUCUACGAUUUAUUCAAAUCGUCGCCAGAUCAAAUGGUUGGCUAUUCGGAAUUACGUCACAUGUUGGAGGAUGUUGAUAUUACUUUUACGGAUUAUACGUAUACGCGUCUAUUUCUGAAAAUCAAUCAGAAUAGCGAUUUUAUGAUCGAUUGGAAUGAGUUUGUCUCGUAUCUGAUAUUUGGUUUCCAGGAGGAGGACCCCAGCAGUCAAAAGGAGGCACUGACUAUGCCCAUUUCGGCGCCGCCAGUUGUACGCAAAACCGAACAUCGUUCGGCCGUCUGUUGCAUAACGCUGCUCAAGGUCAAAUCGGAUCAGACACCGAUGGAGGAGAUACCGGAAUUAUCGGCAAACUAUUCAUUUGGUGGCGAAGAUUCGCCAGAGAAUUCGGGCAUGUGGGUGACGGCUAGUCGUGAGGGACAAUUGCGUUUCUGGAGCGCACACAUGGAACCGCUGCGCAGCGCCGUCUCCGAGAGCAUUCACUUGAAGAUGCCCACCUGGAUACUGGCGCUGCAGGCUUUGUCCGAUGUGAGCAUCGUUUGCACCGCGUCCACGGAGCGUGAAUUACGUUUCCAUGAGACGAUCGCAUCGACAUUUACGCUCCGCAUGGUCAUCCGUAGUUUACCAUAUGCUGUCUACUGCAUGAGCUAUGCCUUCUACAACAAUGGCAAGACGCACUCCAAACUGGUCUUGGGCGAUUAUGCCGGCAAUGUGCGCAUUCUAUCGUAUUCACCAUAUUUACGCGGUCCGUUCCAGGCCAAACCGGGAGCGGCGCUCGUUGAGCUGGUAUGGGCAGAUGUGUUGAAGGGUCGGAUACCGUUGUUGAUUCCCCGCGAGCACAUCAAUCUGCACAGUGAGCUCAUCUCGUGUGUCUACUAUUCGCUGCACAUGAAUACCCUGUUUGCCUCGGCCGAAUAUCGGAAUACAAAAAAGUAUCGUGGUCGUUGUCCGGGUCUGAUCAUGGUCAGCAAUGAUGAUCGCAAUAAUUUUCGUAUACCACUUGGUGUAUCCGUCUUUUAUGUGGCCGAGAGCAAGAAUAUUUUGGUGACUGGCGGACCGGAUACGUUUGUUCGCAUCUGGGAUGUGUACAUAUCGUCGGAGCCAUCGGCCAUACUCACUGGCCACAAUGGUGGCAUUGUUGCCGUCUUUGUGCAGCCGGAGGAGAACAAGGUGUACAGCGUGGACUAUCAUAAGGUCAUCAAGGUGUGGGAUCUGCAGGAGCACACACUGCUCCAGACAUUCGGUGAACUGGUACGCAUCAUUCAUCACAGCGAAACGGACAUCAAGUACUAUUAUCAUUCGCAUCUCCGGGAUCUAUUGGUUGCCGGACGCAAACUCAUUCAGAUCAAGUGUUGUCCCCGUGUUCGAGUUGAUCUCACCGAUGGCAACACACAUGCGGCUCCCGUCUCUGUGGUCCUCUACAAUCGACUCUUUCGCAAUAUUGUCACGUGUGGACUGGAUAGCUAUAUAAUUGUGUGGGAUCCGUGGACGGGUCGCCGCAAGAUUAUCAUGAAGAAUUGCCAUACGAAGAUGAUCUAUGGCGAAAUCAUUGAUAUUGAGAUAACAGCGGCGUGCUUUGAUCCGCUCGAGCAGUUUCUGUUGACGGGUGCACGGGAUGGUUCCCUGAAGAUCUGGAACUAUAAUAAUGCUGUCGUCGUGCGCAAUAUGAGCAUUCAGCCGGAUCAGGAAGUAACUGCCGUUAUCUGGGUGAUCGAUCGCAUAUUGGCCAUGGGCUGGGAUCGACAGGUGACCGAGUUCAAUGAUGUUGCCGGUCGCGAAUAUGGCGAUCCAAAGAAAUGGGCAAAAUUCCACACAGAUGACAUUACCUGUGCGGAUGUGAAGUUGGGCGAGGGCGUUGUCACCGCCACCUAUUCGGGUGAGAUUAUCUUCUGGAAGCUGGAAACUGGUCAGCCGUACCGACGCUACAACGUAAUGAAUCCGUAUCAGUUCAUUGAGCUGAAACUCAACACGGAGGAGGAGAAAUUGACGCGACGCUCGAAGCGUAUCUCCUCGCUGAUGGGAGCGGGACGACGCACACUAGUGCUCCAAAAUUUCAAGCCGGAUGAGAUUAAGGACUACGGCGCCAAUAUACCCGUAUCCGUGCAGGCAGUGCUAUUUCUGCAGAAGCGUCCCAUGACCAAGGAUCACGGGAGUGUUUUCAUUUCUCUGGACACGGGCUACAUUCAGGUGUAUUCCCAUCAUCAGCAUGGCGGCUUCAUCAAACAGUUCUUCGCCGUUCACAAAGUGGGCGACUGUGUCCUGACCAUGGCCUCAGAUCGCAAGAAUCGAUUCCUUUAUACGGGCACCGCCUUUGGCUACAUUAAGAUUUGGCAUAUUGUCAACUAUUGCAUACCGCAGGCCGAGAAGACGGAGGUGUGCAUGCCCAGACUGCGUCUGGACUUCAUAUUCCUGCGCAAGGAUCUCUUCCUAACACGGGCGAAGCGUGUAAUACGCAAUCAGCCGGAACCAAUGCUCGUUAGCUCCUACAAGGGACACCUGAAGGCCAUCAAUUCCAUUGGUUUCAUCAAUUUGCCAAAGAUUUUAUUCACUGGCAGUCACGACUACUCCUGUCGCUUGUGGACGCAAGGUGGACGUUACUUGGGUACGCUGGGCACUGUGCUGCCCUGGUCGAAACUGACACCAUUUGAACGCGCCGGCGAAGAUAAUCGCGCCUAUCGCCUGCCGCCCGAUAUCAAAAAGGUGGCCAGCUCGACAACGCUCAAGGUGAUCUCGGGCAUCCAGCAUACAGGGACAGUGAAGCGGGCGAAGGCGGUCGAUGAACGGGAGGAUGAACGCGAUGUGGAGGAGGCGGCGAGCGAUGUGAAGAACAUGUUUGAUCGACCGCUCCGUGAGCCCAUACUGGGCCAUCAUUUCCAGCUACCCGGUCGCAGUGUGAUCGAGCAGCGCAUCGAUUUGGAUACGACUGAGUUGUGCAUACCCGUUUACACACAUCUGCGUGUUUAUCCAUCUGAAAUGAUGGAGCAUCUGCCGACGCCGCCAGUCAUUGGCCAGGUGCGUGCGGAGAACUACUUGGAUCACUAUAUGCCCGUUGUCGGCAAAGUGGAUCCCCACGACUCGGCCAUUAACAUUCGAGAGCCACAGAAGCGUGCCAAGGCCGGCUCUUCUAGUUUGUUGCCGGCCAGAGCUGGCUAUAGUCUGGGCAAACCCAAGACUAACUCGGUGUUGGGCAUGCCCAGAUCAUCGGGCGCUGGUCUGUGCAAGCCCAGGACUAGCUUUACACUAUCGGAUUACACUCCCGGCAACCCCAAGGCGGACUUCAGCUCAAGGAAUAUGAAGAGCAACUUAAGUUCAGGCAGUCCUAAAGCAGGCAUCCCCAAAGCAGACUCGAGUCAUGGCAGUGCCAAGGCUAGCUGCCGUCUAGGCAGCCCCAAGCCGGAUUACAUUUCCAUCAAAAAGAGGGCUAGCUUCAGUCCAGGCACCACGCCCAAGACGGACUUCAGUCCCAAGGCUGGCAAACCCAAGACGAACACAAUGAAAUCCAGCAAUUCGCAUUAAUCAUAAUUCCAAUUCCAA
This is a messenger RNA of Drosophila grimshawi, 3672 nucleotides long. Its product is annotated as WD repeat-containing protein on Y chromosome. Lineage: Eukaryota; Metazoa; Arthropoda; Insecta; Diptera; Drosophilidae. The record is from RefSeq and is a predicted model, not a curated record. Bases 1 to 3654 code for a protein of 1217 amino acids. The transcript has 6 exons. Gene Ontology annotation, molecular function: protein binding.